This is a messenger RNA of Oncorhynchus mykiss (rainbow trout), 1512 nucleotides long. Its product is annotated as protein phosphatase 1 regulatory subunit 3D. Gene Ontology annotation, molecular function: protein phosphatase 1 binding; glycogen binding. Gene Ontology annotation, biological process: regulation of glycogen biosynthetic process. NCBI's taxonomy places the organism in Eukaryota, Metazoa, Chordata, Actinopteri, Salmoniformes, Salmonidae. The record is from RefSeq and is a predicted model, not a curated record. Gene Ontology annotation, cellular component: protein phosphatase type 1 complex.
UGCAGAGAGAGGUUGGGGCUUAGGAUCAGAGCAGCAGGUCAUGUGUUUGAGUAGCAGAAAUACAACAAGUUGUCAGCUCGGACAGCAGUACAGAGGGCAGGGCAGGUGAAACAGAGAAUGGUGUUUGGUUCUCUGUUAAAGGGAUACUGUUACUGGUCCUGUUUCGAUGAUGAGCAGCAUGGCCAGCGUGGGGAGGCCCAAAGCAGUGUCUCAUGCUGUCGUUGGGAAGGAGAAGGAGAGGACAUGGUUUUGUGGCAACGACAGGCUGAAAACAGUGUCUCCUUGCAUCAAAGGAAAACCCAGAGCUGUGUCUCCAGGCAUGAUAGGGGAGCAGAGGGCAGUGCCUCCUUGGAGGCCAGAGUCGAUGUCUCCAGGUGUGGUAGGGAGAGAUAGGGCAUGGUCUCUUGGUAUGCUCCAGAACACCAGCAGCUACAGCAGUGUGACCCCAUGCCAGACCACUACUAAGACUAUCCGAGUGACGGACAUCUUGGACUCCAAACCAGAGCCAACCAAGGCCCCUGUCAAGAUCCGGCCCCCUAGCCCACGUCCCCCGCCCCCCAAGGAGCCCAUUUUCAGUUGCAACCUGUCCAGUGACCCUCCCGUCCAGCCCAUCAUAAGACGCAGGGCCCAGUCUUUGCCCUCGGUCCACGAGAGAAACAGAGACCGCCAGGUACGCUUCGUGGACUCCUUGGGGCUGAAGCUGGAGGAAGUCAAGGUGUUCAGCAAAGGAGAGGAGCCUUGGAUUCCCCCCCACGUCUUCUCCAGACUUCUCAUGAGCGCUGAGAUGAACUCAGGGCGGUCCCUGGAGCUUUCCUUGCCUUACUUCAAACCCUGCUUUCCCGAAAACACGGGCUCCCAGCCAGGGUUCGUUAAGCGCCUGGUGGAGCAGAUGGUCUCUCUGGACCAGGUCCUGUGUUCUGAGCUGGGCAUCAUCGGCAAGGUGCAGGUCCUCAACCUGGCCUUCAACAAGGAGGUGACGAUCCACUACUCCUUCACUAACUGGAGGAGCAGUGCUGAGACCAGAGCCUGCUGGGUGGCUACCCUCCACCGGGAUCAGAUGGAAGGACCAGAGUCUGAUGUCUUCAGGUUCCGUCUGCCCGUCCCGCCCUUCAUCCUGCUGCCUGGAGCCCAGCUGGAGUUCGCUGUGUGUUACAGAGUGAUGGGAGCUGAGUACUGGGACAACAACGAUGGGAACAACUACAAACUGUCCUGUCACAGCUACACACUCACUGUGCCCCGGGAGUGUGAGGACAGCAUUGUGCACUACACCUGACUGGCCACUAGGGCGCAACCAGUGCUGUAGAGCGAUAGAGCUCUAUUUCAUAGAGGUUAAUGGGGAGGACGACAACACAGCUGCGCCAAAUGGUCUGACGGUACACAGAUCUGCCUGUAGGAAUAGAAUAUAAAAUGAAACAAGCCAUUCUACUUAUUAAAAAAUAACUAAAGGUAUUUAAAGACAUUGGUGAAUAGAGAAAUAGAGUAAAAGUAAUUGAAGCGAAAGCCAAUACAGAC